This is a messenger RNA of Trichoderma aggressivum f. europaeum, 1203 nucleotides long. RefSeq lists its product as uncharacterized. Gene Ontology annotation, molecular function: single-stranded DNA binding; damaged DNA binding. Lineage: Eukaryota; Fungi; Ascomycota; Sordariomycetes; Hypocreales; Hypocreaceae. The record is from RefSeq and is a predicted model, not a curated record. Gene Ontology annotation, biological process: UV-damage excision repair; mitotic recombination. Gene Ontology annotation, cellular component: nucleotide-excision repair factor 1 complex; nucleus; ERCC4-ERCC1 complex. Bases 1 to 1203 code for a protein of 400 amino acids. The transcript is spliced from 2 exons.
AUGGACGACGAUUAUGGCGCUGAUGACGCUCUGUUAGAGGCAAUGGCAGCUGUCGACUCGGUUCCUCCAGCACGCAGCUCCCUGAAGCAGCCCACGCCUCAAAUCAUCGACAAACCAUCCGCCAGCAACGGCCCCGAAAACACCGUCGUGCAGCCAAAGCCCCAAGUCAUCCAGCAAAAGACUCUCGGGUCUGGCAUCCUGGUGUCGCCUCGCCAGCGCGGCAAUCCCCUCUUGACGAGCAUCCGAUCGAUACCGUGGGAAUACAGUGACAUACCGGCGGAUUACGUCCUUGGGUUGACGACCUGUGCCCUCUUCUUGAGUCUCAAAUACCACCGCCUCCAUCCCGAAUACAUAUACACUCGCAUUCGUAAUCUCCAGGGCAAAUACAAUCUCCGCAUUCUUCUCACCCUCGUUGACAUCCCAAACCACGAAGACUCUUUACGCGAACUAUCGAAAACUUCAGUUGUCAACAAUGUGACUGUUAUACUAUGCUGGUCUGCCGCCGAAGCUGCUCGCUAUCUUGAACUCUACAAGUCGUACGAAAACGCCAACUUCUCGGCCAUCCGCGGGCAGCAGUCGUCCAAUUAUGCCGACAAACUGGUCGAAUUUGUCACAGUACCCAGAAGUCUGAAUAAGUCAGAUGCCGUAGCUCUGGUCGCUAAUUUUGGCAGCCUGAAGAAUGCAAUCAACGCAGAGCCAGAGCAGCUGAGCAUGAUUAGCGGAUGGGGUGGUGCCAAGGUAAAAAGAUGGACGUCUGCCGUUGAGGAGCCGUUUCGAGCAAGGAAAGCAGCCAAGAGAGGCUUCCAGCCAUCAUCAUCAGCAGCCGUGGCAGGACGUGAAUCAAGGGCUGUGCCUGCAAUUGCUGACACUGAUCGGCCUUCUGGGCCAGACGCUGAAAAGUCCGCAUCUGCACCCCCAACCAAGGUGACAUCACACGCUUCUCCCUCUAAAUACGGCUCGCCUGGUGGCAGCGCGCCAGGGCGUCAACCCGGAAGCACAAAGCCUCCCGCGCAGUUUCACUUCUUGGAUGAAGACGAUGAUUCUGACGAAGAGGAAGCAUUUGCCACGAUGAGCCGGGGAGAAGAACAGGCGCCUUCUCAACCUACAAACCAGCCCCAGGAGGAGCGCCAACCCAACAAAGAAAGUAGCCAGCUUAGUGAAGGCGUAGCGGCGGCAUUGGCAAAGCUGCGUCAAAACGGCUGA